Messenger RNA from Saprolegnia diclina VS20, 2331 nucleotides. RefSeq lists its product as hypothetical. Bases 1 to 2331 code for a protein of 776 amino acids. The record is from RefSeq and is a predicted model, not a curated record. The transcript has 2 exons. Lineage: Eukaryota; Oomycota; Saprolegniomycetes; Saprolegniales; Saprolegniaceae.
AUGGCCAAACGCGUGCAGUUAGCGCCGGCCUCGGUCGUCGACGCACCUCGUGCGCUCGUUUGCAUCGUCCAGUGCUUCGCUUUGCAAUCCGACGUGGCUGCAUUUCUCAACGCGCUGCCUCGGACCUCGCGCUCACCGCCUUUGGCUGCGCUUCUCCAGCUUAUUGUCGGCGGCGCCCGCGUCUGGCCGCAUUCCGCCCUCGGCUGGGCCAUCGACGACGCCAUGAUUCCUCUCGUCAAGGCUGCGAUGCCUCUCUUCCCGUCUCUUCAUAUCGAAAGCCUCUCGUACAGCGACGCCUGGCGCAGCGCAUCAGCGACCUCGUCGUUUGCUAUCCCGUUUUGCGCGUUUCUGGCCGAGUGGGCGAGCAAGGUCGAGCAUUUGGAGCUCUGCGCGACUGGUGGAGACGACGACGAGGGCCACCGACUGCUCUACUUGUGCACAAAUGUCCGCUCGUUGGUUCUCUCGGACGACGCGAGCGUGCUGCCACGCCUCUUGGCAUCGCCGUUUCGCAUCACGCGGCUGGAGCUGCGCUUGGACGGUGCCGACUGGCCGGAUGCACUGCUACCUUGGCUUGCAUCCGGGCAUGCGAUGCAUGUGGGUAUUCGCGCCUUAGACUCGAGCGCGACGCACACCGACACCCUCGCGCUUGCGCUCGCAACUGCACCGAGCCUCACGAGCCUUGUAUUGACCGAAUGCGACAGCCUUCUGUGCAGCUUUGUGGCGAGGGCGACGCCGCUGCAGCAUGUGACGCACCUCGCGAUAAAGUCGUCGCUCGACCAAGGCUACAUGGACCGGCUCCUAUCGUUGGUAAAUGCGUCCAAGCUAGAGGUGCUCGAUCUCUCGGGCGCCGUUGCCGGGGAUCUGCACUGCAGUCUGGCGGCUCUGCAGUCAUUGACCGCGUUGGACGAGCUCUCGCUGUGCCACGUCACGCUGCAUGUACCGUCGAUCGCGACGGCCUCGUCAACGUUACGCGAAGCCCGCUUCGAGUCGUGUUCGUUCGUGAACGGCGCGUUCGGGCAGCUGGUGGACUGGCUCGCGCGCUCAGAAGCUCUCGAAGCCGUCGACUGGACAAACUGCAUGACCAUUGCGCAGCAGUUGGGUGCUUUUGGCCGCGCACUGCGUCGCUGGAUCCGGGGUGGUACGCACACCGUGGCCAUCGAAGCUUGCGCUUUGGGUGACGACGCCAUGUCGACGCUUGCGAUGGCACUGAGCUUCGUCGAUGCGCCAGAUCACUUUACGCUCGAACUGGUGUCGGUCUCGUUCGGGUUUCACGGCUGGAAACGCCUUCUGGAGGCCGCUGCGACGAGCACGAAUGUGAGCGUCACCAGUGACAUGGACGACGACCAACUCAAGUUAUAUCGCCAACAGCUCAAGACGAUCGCGCUGCAGAAAGGUGUCGCGCUGUGCAUGGAGGAGAGCGCCCAGUCGCUCGAUAGCCGAACGAUGCGCAUGCUCUCGCUCUCCGCGCUGCUGGCAGUGGCCAUGGCCGGCGCCAUGGGCAGCGAGCGUGGCGUCGACGUCAGCGACGACGGCGUCGUCUUUGAUAGCACCCUUUCGGCGAUCGAGAUCUUCCAGAAGGAGCACCCGGCCAUCGCGGCCGCGCAUGACGAGAUGCAGCGCAUGAUGCUGGAAGAGUUUGAGGCCGCCGAGAAGUCCAUGCGGGACAUUGACGCGCGAUUUCGCCCCGUGCAGCGCGCCCAAGCGCCCGAGCAGCCCAAGUGCGAGGACGAGAAUGACCACGAAUGCGUGGCGCCACCGACAAAGCCUGCGCCAGCCCGCCAUGGCGACCGGCAACACGACCAUGCACCGCGUCAGCACCAGCGGCAAGAGCAACCGCCGCAGCAUAACCGCGAGCCACACCGCGAGCACCGACAGCGCCGACAGGCGUACCGCCAAGCGCCAAGCUACGACGACGAUAAUGAUGAGGACAUCUACGACGAAGCGCCGCCGCGGCGAUCGCGUGGGCAGCGCCGGCGCGUGGUCUACGAAGAUGACGAGGACGACUACGAUGUGCCGCAGCGUCGCGUGCGUUCGCGGUACCCCAGCCAAGCCGAAAUGGACGAGCUUAUCAAGCAGCAGGUCCGCGCGCAGCUUAUGGAAGCCAGAGAAGCGCACGCGCACGUGCCAUGGGACCACGACGACAGCAGCAAUGUCGCAACGAAGCCGACUGUAUGCUUGACCUACCCGCUGCAGGGCGUGUGCGACUGGAACAUCUUGGCGGGGCUGCUCUGGACGGCCCUCGUGGUCGUGGUCGUCGUUGCUGUCUCGCGCCACCGUCCGAGCCCGCCACGGGCCACCACCGCAUCGUCAAAAAAGACCAAGACGAACUAG